Molecule: messenger RNA, 4640 nt
Organism: Gymnodraco acuticeps
Lineage: Eukaryota; Metazoa; Chordata; Actinopteri; Perciformes; Bathydraconidae
Gene: jade2
Product: jade family PHD finger 2
Exons: 14
Coding region: 866-3745 (959 amino acids)
Biological process (GO): regulation of transcription by RNA polymerase II
Cellular component (GO): histone acetyltransferase complex
Source: RefSeq, a predicted model, not a curated record
AGUGCAGCUUGCGGUAACAGUGAAUUGAAAGUACGCCAUAAAUAUGGCGCCAAAAGAGUUUUCAAGCUGAUGAUAAGAGCUGAUUUUUCUCUGUGUUGUGUUUUUUAUUCUUCUCUGGAGGUGGGAGGGAGAGAUUGAACCCAAAGACCUGCCAGUGAAUUUGUGCAGAGCGGUGUGUGCACGUCAGUACACCGGGCAGAGGAACCGAGGCAAGGCAGCAAGUGAAGACGAGGAGAACUCAAUGUUUUAUUUUUGAAGGAGGGACGUUGCGAAACUGGCUUGCAAUCUUUUCUGACUCAUCGUUUGGAAAUAUAGCAUCCUUUUUCUUUUUUUUCACGCCACCUUCUCUUGCUUCCCCGUCACCUCCUUCCUUUACCGCUUGGCACCGGAGAGGAAAACACCGUCGGAUUUUGACACCACGUUUGGGCAGUUUUUUUGCAAAAUGCGACAUGCUUUCCUGUGAGAGGUAUGUUGUGCGCAUCUCGCAGCCUGCUAACCCGUGAGCAGCAGCAGCAGGACCACCACUGUGUUUGUUGUUGUUGACUUGCAACUCAGUCUGGCUGCCACUUUGGGAUUUUAAUUCGGAUUUUUGCACUCGGUGGCCGGUCUUUGCAGGGCUGACGUGCUGUCAACACGCACCGUGAGGGGGAGGGAAGGGAGGGGAAGGGACAGUCCUGUCACCCAACGUGGAUCCAGAGUCGGGGCUGUUUAGCAGCACUGCUAGCAGCCUGCCAGGGCACCGGGUGGGCAAAACUGAACUCCUGCUAAACCCCUCCACUGUAAAACUACAUGUGCCUGGCUCCCAAUGAUCUCCUAAUCUCUGGAAGUGUGGACAUCUCUGCAUCCGAAGCCGACUGCUAUCAAGAUGGAGAGCGAAAAGAAGAGGAGGAAAUACUCCACGAGCAGCAACGACUCCGACACCACCGACAGUCAGAUGACGUCGUGGUCGAGGUCAUCCAAGAAUACGGUCACCAGCAGCACAUGGGUCCGCCUCCAGCACAAGAAACCAUCAGAGGUAUUUCGUACCGACUUCAUCACGGCCAUGAAGGUGCCGGACUCGGCCCAGCUCGGCCCGGGUGAUUUCUAUGUGCUCUCGGACCCGUGGAGACAGGAGUGGGAGAAGGGGGUGCAGGUCCCUGCCAGCCUGGAGGCCAUCCCAGAGCCUGUUGUCAGGUUGCUGUCGAUUGAUUCGUCGGACGUUUUUUCAGACAACAUGCAGGAGAAGGGGAGUAUCACCCAGCCUCCCCCCACCCAGCGCUACAGCUGCUACGACCUGGACGACCUGGAUGUCUCCUGGCUGGAGCUGGUCAACAACGAGUUCAGACAGAUGGCAUUACCAGAGCUAGACGAGCUGACAAUGGAGUGUGUCCUGGUGGAGCUGGAGAGCAUCUGCGAGGAGAAGAUGCGGCAGGCCAUCGAGGCGGAGGAAGGCCUGGGCAUCGAGUACGACGAGGACGUGGUGUGUGACGUCUGCCGCUCGCCAGAGGGAGAGGACGGCAACGAGAUGGUGUUCUGUGACAAGUGCAACGUCUGCGUCCAUCAGGCGUGUUAUGGCAUCCUGAAGGUGCCCCAGGGGAACUGGUUGUGUCGGACCUGCGCUCUGGGCGUUCAGCCCAAAUGUCUGCUCUGCCCCAAGAGGGGGGGGGCCCUCAAGCCCACCCGAAGUGGAACCAAGUGGGUCCACGUCAGCUGUGCCUUAUGGAUCCCUGAGGUGAGUAUAGGCUGUCCGGAGAAGAUGGAGCCCAUUACCAAGGUGUCCCAUAUCCCCGCCAGCCGCUGGGCUCUGUCCUGCAGCCUGUGUCGAGAACACACAGGGACAUGCAUACAGUGCUGCAUGCCCUCCUGUAUCGUGGCCUUCCAUGUGACGUGCGCCUUCGACCACGGCCUGGAGAUGAGGACGAUCCUGGCAGAAAACGACGAGGUUCGCUUCAAGUCCUUCUGCCUUGAGCACAGCUGCACCGCCAGCAACAGUUCAACCUCCAACAGCUUCUCCAGUCUGGCCAGUGUGAGCCUAGGAACCCACAGCACCAGUUCCUCCUUGAUCAACGGAGCAGUCGCAGCAGCCAGACCUGACUGGACCAACCCAGUUAUCAGUUCUGAGCUCCGGCCGGACCAUCAGCACCUACCAAACAUCGGUAGCGACCCGGAGCAGAGGUCAGUUUUGUAUCCGAUGUUUGCGUCAGAGCGGGCUGAGCGGGAACAGCUGGAGAGGGAGAAAGUGAGCAAGAGGAAACAGAAGCUGCAGGAGCUGGAGGAUGAGUUUUACCAACUGGUGGAGCCCGGGGAGGUGGCCGAAAACCUGGGGCUGCCUGUCUCCCAGGUGGACUUUUUAUAUCAGUUCUGGAAGAUGAAGAGGAAGUCAAACUUUAACCGACCUCUGAUGACCUUGAAGAGGGACGAGGUGGACAACCUGGCCCAACAGGAGCAGGACGUCCUCUACAGACGCCUCAAACUCUUCACACACCUCCGACAAGACCUGGAGAGGGUGCGUAACCUGUGCUACAUGGUGACUCGGAGAGAGAAAAUGAAGCACACACUUUGUGACCUCCAGGAGAAGAUAUUCCACCUGCAGAUACAACUCCUGGAAGAAGAUGUCGCUGGCGGUAAGAAAGAAAGAAAUCAUAAAAACGAGAAAGGAGAAAAGAGGAAGCAGAAUGGAGUGAAGGACAAAGGAAAGGAGAGGAGGAAGAGUAGUCCCGAGAAGAAAAAGGAGAGGUUGAAGGCAGAGAACGGCUCCCUGCUGAAAGAGCUAGGUUUGUCGAAGUCCUUCCCGUUGGACAACUCUUUGUUUGACAGCUGGCUCGCCCAGUCGGUUCAGAUCACGGCUGACGACAUGCUGAGUCAGUGGGCUCUGGGCUCCCAGCACCGGGACAAGAGCGGCAGCCUGCUCUCCGACCAGCUCCUGCAGGGUGAGGAGAGCCUGCUCAAUCUCAUGAUGGAUAACUCCAUGCAGUCCACCUGGAAAACACCUCAGCUGGGCCGAAAACCACGAGGGAGCAACAAGCCCCGUACUCGCGGUGCCCCUCCACAAUCCCCCAGCCCCAUCCUGCCCCAGACGCUCCUCUCUGCAGCGGCCCCCUCCUCUGCAGUAUCCCCCUCCUCUGCAGCAGCCCCCUCCUCUGCAGCAGCCCCCUCCUCUGCAGCAGCCCCCUCCUCUGCAGCGGCCCCCUCCUCCGCCAGCAGCCCCUCCACAGCAAAGAGCCUCUGGGCAAGCAUGGCAGAGGAGAAGCCCAUCCAUGUGGGCCGCAAAGGGGAGAGGUCCGGGGGCUCCUCGCGGCACCAUCUCUACGUUCACCCCCACCAGACAAGGAGCUCCGACCCGCCGCCGCAGCCCCCCGUCUCCAAGAUGGAUUCCUGUCACAUCUCGGAGGAGCGCAGCCCGUGGAACAGCGUCUACACGGGGAAUGGCGUCGCAUCCUCGUCCCCACGCCCAGGCUCCAGCCCCGGGGCCACGUUGCCCGACACAGGGGCGAUCAUUCGUGGCAGGGGUCCACGGCUCCGCCUCUCCCGCCAGGUGAAAUCCAGAGGGAGGGGCUUCACUGGAGGUAUAGCAGGUCUGGAGUCUGUUGGGAUGCCGCUCACAGGAAAGGACGCUUCGAUGCUGGACGCUGUGGAGACCGACGGCUACUUCUCUGACGGCGAGCAGAGCGAUUCUGACACGCGCUCGGGCGGACGCAAACUCCGCUUGCCGCAGUUGCAUUCUGGGAAAGAGGACCUGCUGAGAAGGAGCGUGCUGGCCUCCUAAAGAACUGAGCUAGCGAAUUGUAUCUCCAUCUGUGCCCAAUAUACAGUCCACAAAACAUGGCUGGAUGGCUUUGUUCAACCAAAUCCUGUCACGUCUACUUGUGGAAAAUCUCUUCAGCUCUCGACUGCUUUGUUUUCGGGGGGGACUUUGAAUGUAGCUGUUUGCCUAUCGUACAGUUAAGCAACUCCACCGGACUGUAGUUUGUCGUCAGCCUAUUACAAGAUGUGAUACAUUUAACGAAUAGGAAACAAACAUUUCAUUUAGACUUUGUUUAAAUUUCAGAUUCAUUUUGAUUCUGGGCGUUGAAGUACCCUUUUUUGGCCCUCAUGUCUGUGGUAUCUGCCAGACUUGGGAACAAACGCUUUGGGGCAUUAUUAUUAUUAUUUGUAUUAAUAUUAUUCAAGCUGGUUUCAGGGUCUGCUCCGCUCUUGGUCUUUAUGGCCUGAGAUGCAUCCAAUGAGUCCUUGUUUUCUUGAAUCUGUUCAGUGGAAAGACAAUUUCACUCCAGAGCUAAUCUGAAUAUGUACAGGUAGUGACAUGGGAUAACAUGUAUUCAGCCUUGAAAAGCACAACUAGCUAGUCAUAAGAGCUGUAAUGUAAGCACUCGUGUGUAUAAUAGAUGCUCAGUCAGGGUUGGGUUCAAUUCUCAUAAUGUUUACCCGGUUUGCAAAAUGUACACUAAAGCCUACAUUCUUCAAUUUAUCUUCUCAGAUUUCCAGCUUUUCACAUUUUUAGAUAGCAAAAAGAUUGACCCCAACCCUGGAGCUCAUUCAGAUUGUCACACAGAGACACAAACACACAAACAUACUGACACACAUAAUAAGCAAAUCCCUUUGCUCACAUCACAGCCGAAAUGGAAAUAUAUUUGAUCUGACUUUUGUCAGCUGCUUUCAAA